AUGGCAAGUGUAGAACCGCAGGAGCCAAAUAAUAUUAUUAAUUUGCCGGGGCCGAGUAAUGCAGAUUGCAGCACCUGGAGUCGUGACAUAGGAAACAUCAGUACUAUAGAUACAAGGUCUCAACCACCUGAGUACCAUCAAAUUGUACCCACUCUCCGCUCAAAUAUUGAACAAAUGAGAAAAUGUAUUUCCAUCGACUUAUUAUCUGCCAGCCAGAGGGAAGCCAAUUUCUUGCGAAUGAUCGAUCGUAAAGCUCCAAUACUUUAUGAACAAAGUGUCAUCGAAAAUGCUGUCCGUCGCUACGAGUGUUUUUGGCUUCCUAUGCAGGCAGCACGACCAGAUAUCAGAAAUAUACCGCCUUUGGAUGUUCAUUGGGUGUGGCAUUGUCAUAUGCUUAGUCCAGUACAUUAUCAGCAGGAUUGUGAAACGAUAUGUGGAACCAUGGUUGAUCAUAAAUUAUUCAGUUCGGAUGAAAUUCAACAACGAUACGAACAGUCCGUUAGUGUUUGGCAAAGUUUUUGCGGUGAUGAACCUUACGAUUUUUUAAAUUCCAAAAUCAAUAACAAUCAGCCAUACCAAUCAAAAUCAUCUUAUGAUAUCGCCGCUGCGGCACAACGACAGCGUAAUUUUAAUUAUCAGAUCUCACUACCGCACUAUACGUCACCAAAAUUUAUUAGUGAUGCUGUAGAACGAUACCUCAAUUUUCUGUUGUUGAAACAAACUUACACAGAUCAAUUUUUAACACCUUGCUAUGAUUUUGAUAUUGUAUGGCAUACACAUCAGGUUCAUCCGCAUUGUUACCUGCGUGACUGUACAGCAAUUUUCGGUUGGUUAAUGAAGCAUGAUGAUACGGUGAAUGAUCGUAAUAAGAAUAGUAAGCUGCUCAAAGGUGAAGCGAUGACGAAACGGCUUUGGUCUGCGCAUUUUCAAACUGGAUUCUGGCGCAAAGGUUCAAUGUACAGAGGACAUCCAGCGCCGUCUUUUUUGGGUUUUGAAAAGCAAGAUUUGAGUAGUAUUACUUAUGGCCAAAUGCACAUACCGUCAAUUACUCUUCGUGAAAUUCCAUUGCAACGAGAACAAGUCCGUUUGAAAUUAUUAUACGGAAAUAAAAAAGUUACAACGUUUAAUGCGGAUCUCACUUCAAAACAGAUGACAAAGUCUGGUUUCUCAUUAGUGUGGCAGCCAACUGAGGUUUCUGCAAACUCAUCAGUCGUGAAAUUCCCAUUUGAACGGCGCAAUCCAAAAGAAUUAUUUCUUGAAUUGGAACUUUUCGAUAAAGUGUUUCUGCAAAGGAAAGACGUAGUUAAGUUAACUGGACUAAUUUCCUUGGAACAGUUACUCCCACUUCCGAAUUCAAAAGUAUCCCAAAACGUUGCUCAAGUUACUGUAAAAAGUCGUGAAUCAGAUGGAGAUUUGAAAGCGAAGGUCAGCGUUACGACAAAUUUAUCGUUGAAUCGCGAGCUGCAACUUAUUGUUGGUGAAUUUGUGCAACAGGAACUGAUCCCAGAGAGCCGUUUAUGGUUUUUAUGUCAAUCGGCAGCACUAAACCGCGCCGGUCUACAGUCAUCAGCAAUUAUUCAUUUAGCCACACAUACAUUAGUGGAUUCUCGUGAUGGUACAAAAUAUACUGUCCAAGUGGCACAUAGUGCCUCACUACUGUUAUCAAUGAUACUGGUUUACGGUUGGCAACAACAAUUACUCUGUAUGGCUCAUUUAAUAGGUGCCGAUAGUCUCCCUUCAAAAGAUCAACUGGAUACUGAUCUCCAAUUUCUACCUCACUUGUCAGCACCAGAUGAGCGAGCAAUUGCCGUGAUGAAUAAGGACGGUGAUUUCGCUAUUGUUAAAGGGAAAUGGAUUGGUUUCAGCCGUAAAGUUUCAGGUGACAAAGAACAGAAAGCAAAAUCUGGAAAUCCCGGGAAAUUGCAGGUGGAUGCAUUCAACUUGUUAAAAAAUACGGUACAAAAGUUCGAAAUUCCGGGUCCUGAAGGAAGCACACUCUUCGUCAUAGGAGAAGCACAAGCACGUCUGCCAAGCAAAAGAAUACAAUGUCGAUCAAUACAAACUGCCGAACACCUCGCUUGUGUCUUUAGUGUCGCAACUUUGUUCGUACUUUGUAAUCCUGAUAAGAUUCGUUCACAUAGUGAUGCGAACAGUAUUGCACAUCAGUGUCAUAAAUGGCCUUUGACAUUAGCGUGCGGUUAUGGAAAAGCAUUACCAUCUAACAGGCACUUAAAUUCACACCAAGAAAUUAACGAAGAAUUGGACAUGACUGCUGCAAUGAUUGCUGUUUGCGCAGGAAGUUGCGACGACGGUGCAUGUGGAGCAUGUGGUGCUUGCGGUGCUUGCGGUGCAUGUGGUGGUUGUGGUGGUUGCGGUGGUUGUGGCGGUUGCGGAGGCUGUGGAUAAUAAACACUAUGAUAACUUGAAACUUCACUAUUCAAUACCAUUACUACAGCUGUUAUGGCUUCCUUUCUUUAGUUCUGAAUACAGUGUAACAAUAGUGCGAUGGGUAUGCCGAACAUUUUGGAGUUCUCACUUCAAUUUUUAUUAGUUAGAUUGUUUGGAGUAAUUGUUUAUAUAGCUAAUACACACUAACAAAGCAAAUUUGCUG
Loa loa (African eye worm) is the source of this 2611-nucleotide messenger RNA. RefSeq lists its product as hypothetical. Bases 1 to 2406 code for a protein of 801 amino acids. The transcript has 15 exons. The record is from RefSeq and is a predicted model, not a curated record. Lineage: Eukaryota; Metazoa; Nematoda; Chromadorea; Rhabditida; Onchocercidae.